CUAGUCUUUAGGAUAGUCCCGGACUUCAAUUUGGGCAGUGUUCUGGUUUCCCUUCAGCUUUUUGGGAUGGGUUCUGAGCUUCGGAUCUCUGAAUUGGGUUCCGAUCUAGCCAUCGCUACGUUCUAGCUUCUGAGUUCUUCAGCAGGAGCUCGGGACUGACAGAAGUGGAGUGUCUGGGUCAGGAACCGCGGGUCUGGGCCGAAAGGAGCCCGCAGGGAGGGGCUCGAAACUCGGUUUUUUCCUCAGUUUGGGCUCCGGGAGACAGACUCAGCUUUCGGACCCCCCGCCCCUCACCAGCCUUUACACUACUAUUGGUCCUUCGGGAACCCUACGGCUGAUGAUUGGCUGAUACGAUUGCCAGUUCUAGUCCCGGGUUUAUUAAGGAGAGCAUCGGUUUCAGGCGGAGGCUCCGGCGUCGGGGCCAGGAGCACUUCAGAUCGUCUUCUCUGACCACUUUGAGGAGAAGGGUCCCCGGGAGGCCCUUGAGGGGAGUGGGCUCUCAAAGCUGUUCCAGAAAGGAUAGAAGACAAUGGCCAAGUUUGCUAUGAACCAGAACCUACCAGACCUGGGAGGCCCCUUUCUAUACAAGGACCAGGAUGGUGGGGCUCGAAGCCCAUACUCAGUGGAGACUCCUUAUGGCUUCCAGUUGGACCUGGAUUUCCUGAAGUAUGUGGAGGAUAUUGAGAGUGGGCAGGGCCUCCGCGGCAGAGCCCCCCUGCCCACCCGUCGACCCCGGGGCCCUCGGCCUUCUGGCCCCCGGAGUCCCCGGAGUCCAGGACCCUGGACCUCCACCGAGUCUUUAGCCAGUGAGGACGGCCGGGUGCCAUCCCAGGGCCUGGGGGAGCCGGGGGGAAGCUUGUCCCUUGCUCCAGGACCUCCCCUCGGUCUUGGUCUCCUGCCACCACCAUCACCUCGCACGGCCUCAGGGAGAAACCUCCGAGUGGAGAAGACCCUACUGGAGACGAGUCGGCGGCUGGCGCAGGAACAGGAGCAGGUACCCGCUGCUCCCGGACUCGGCCCUGGGCCGGGCUGGAAGAGCCCCCUGAGCUCGGGCCGCAGCAGCCCCGCGCCCGCUGCCAGCCCGGCCCAGCUGCAGCACGUCCGGGAGCAGAUGGCGGCUGCUUUGCGACGACUCCGAGAGCUGGAGGGCCAGGUGAGGUCCCUCCCUGCUCUGCAGCAGCAGCUGCGAACCUUACGUGAGGAGAGGGCCCGGCUGAUACAGGCAGGGCACCAGCUGGGCCCCGAGCCCGAGCCCGAGCCCGAGCCGGACGCCGCAGCCCGGCCCGGCAAACUGGCCGAGUUACGCCGGCUGACCGAGAGACUGGCCACGUCAGAGAGGGGGACCAAGGCCCGCGCGCAAGCCCACGGGCCGUCCUGCGACGCGGGCGUGCUGGCGGUGCCCGACACCCGAGAAGUGGGCACCCUGGUGGUGCUGGAGACCCGGGAAGCGGGCGUGGGGGCGGCAUCGGAGACCCGGGAGGCGGGCAUCCUGGCAGCACCCAAGACCUGUGAAGGGGCCAUGCUGGCGGUGCCCGAGACCCACGAGGCGGCCACGUGGGUGACAGAGGAGCUUUUGGGAGUGCCCGCUGCCGCCGAACGGGAGCUAGAGCUGCUGAGGAGCAGCCUGGAGCACCAGCGUGGGGUGAGCGCCUUCCUGCAGGAGCGGCUCCAGGAGCUGGAGGCACCGUCGAGGGCACAGAGACACGAGGCGGCCACGCAGACGCCCGGCCCCCUGGCACGGGGGGCCCUGGCUGACAAGGGCACGCAGGCCGAGCCGGGACCCUGGGAGCCCAGCGUUGCAGAGGCUGCCCCGAGUGGCCACGGGGCUCCAGCUCAGCAGAGCAGGGUCACAGCCCAGCCUGGUACCCUCAGAUCCAUCAUGAAGAAGCGGGAUGGGACGGCGGAGCCCAGCUCUGGUCCUAAGAGCCUGCAGUUUGUGGGCAUCCUCAAUGGAGAGUAUGAGAGCUCCUCAUCCAGUGAGGAGGAAGAGGAGGAAGACAGCGAGUCAGAGCCAGGGGACCCCGAGGACUCCUCAGAUGAGAGCGCCGGCUCUGCCGGCCCUUCCCCCCCUCCCUCCCCAGGGAGUGGUCCUUCUGCUGUCCAGGACCAGCCAGAACCUGCACAUGAUGCCCCUGACAGCCGGGAGAAAUUUGAGCUGAGUCCCCGCCUUAAGGAAGCCUGCCUGGUGCUCCAGAAGCAGCUGAGCCAGCCCAGGGGCGGCCGGGACCGAGAAGGGGCCGCUGGCACGUCACGCCUGGUGCAGCAGGAAUGGUUUCGUGUGUCCAGCCAGAAGCACUCCCGCCCCGGUCCCGUGGCAGCCCUCCUGGCGACUUUGAAAGCACAGUCACCGGCCUUGUUGGCUCAUGUGGUCAACCUGGCUGAUGGGAAUGGCAACUCGGCCCUGCACUACAGCGUCUCCCAUUCCAAUUUUGACAUUGUGCGCCUGCUGCUGGAUACUGGAGUGUGUGAGGUGGAUCAUCAGAACAGAGCAGGGUACACGGCCCUUAUGCUGGCUGCUCUGGCCUCUGUGGAUGGAGAGGAUGACAUGGAUGUAAUUAGGAGGCUAUUCAGCUUGGGAAACGUCAAUGCCAAAGCCAGCCAGGCAGGGCAGACAGCCUUGAUGCUGGCAGUGAGCCAUGGCCGGCAGGAUAUGGUGGCUGCCCUGCUAGCCUGUGGGGCUGAUGUGAACCUGCAAGAUGAGGAAGGCUCCACAGCCCUGAUGUGUGCCAGUGAACAUGGACGUGUGGAGAUGGUAAAGCUCCUUCUGGCCCAGCCAACCUGUGACCAGGCCAUCUUGGACAACGAAGGCACUAGUGCCCUGGCCAUAGCCCUGGAAGCCGGACAGGAGGAAGUUGCUGCCCUGUUGCAUGCACACUUAAGCUCUGCUAAACCAGGGCCUUUGACACCACCAGCUUCUCCUGAUUCUGAUAGCAGCGACACUGACAAGUGUUCUGAGAGCAAGCAGGAGGACCUUGGGCCUAUGUGAUUGGCCACAUCAUCUCCCUGGUCCCAUACCAGCUAAACAUAAUUUGAUGCUCCGUUCUCUUUCUACUAACCCACAUGAGAGGAUAGUCUGAACCUGUAUAGGCUCCCAAUUAGUGGCCCACAAAGCACCUUAAAAUGAAAAACCUUUAUAAAAAGGGGGAGCAGGCACAAUGAAAUUCAGAGGUUCUCAGGAAUGCGAAACUUGAUUGGAAGAUGGAAGUGAAGUAGCUCAGGGAAGGGUGAAAGUCACCCCGCAAUAACUUUGCUUUCCCCAGUUCCAGGCUUUUAACAUGUCAACAAUUCUACAAGAAUAAUCCCAAGAAUUGUCGUCAGCAUUCUUCUCAUGCUGUGAACUUCUAGUUCUUAUUUUCCCCAAGCACCCCAUCCAGCCACCAAGCCAUUCAAAACAAUGUUUCAUUCUUGGUGGCCCUCCAGCCACUACACUCAAGAUUCAGAAAGGGAAAAAGGAUGCUGGCAAUGCAGAGCACACCAAAGCACAGCACUUGUGUCUCACUGGAAGAUCCAUUUCUCUACAAAAGGUCUCUUCAGCUUUGGACCUUACAAGGCAGAACAAGGAUCUACAAUCCUGGGCCUAGAGCAAGGGUUGGAAAUAGCCGGGCCUCAGUGCUGUUGGGAGGGCGGAGGUUCCCAAUACCAUCUGGGAAAACAAAAUUUUCCAAUAAAAAUGAGAUUAUCUGGUUA
This is a messenger RNA of Antechinus flavipes (yellow-footed antechinus), 3687 nucleotides long. RefSeq names its product KN motif and ankyrin repeat domains 3 (gene KANK3). Gene Ontology annotation, molecular function: protein binding. The coding region runs from base 530 to 2986 and encodes 818 amino acids. Gene Ontology annotation, cellular component: cytoplasm; cytoskeleton. Lineage: Eukaryota; Metazoa; Chordata; Mammalia; Dasyuromorphia; Dasyuridae. The record is from RefSeq and is a predicted model, not a curated record. Gene Ontology annotation, biological process: negative regulation of actin filament polymerization. The transcript has 12 exons.